Messenger RNA from Hydractinia symbiolongicarpus, 5524 nucleotides. RefSeq names its product gamma-aminobutyric acid type B receptor subunit 2-like. Gene Ontology annotation, cellular component: G protein-coupled receptor heterodimeric complex; membrane. The record is from RefSeq and is a predicted model, not a curated record. Gene Ontology annotation, molecular function: G protein-coupled GABA receptor activity. Gene Ontology annotation, biological process: G protein-coupled receptor signaling pathway; gamma-aminobutyric acid signaling pathway. Lineage: Eukaryota; Metazoa; Cnidaria; Hydrozoa; Anthoathecata; Hydractiniidae. The coding region runs from base 970 to 3990 and encodes 1006 amino acids. The transcript has 14 exons.
AAUUUUUCUGCGGUCAGAAUACUGACAGCGCUUUUUCAUUGGUUAAUUCUAUUGUUCUUUGCUCACAUAGUCAAUCCUUUGUUAACAAAUAUAUUUAUUUCUAAGAUGUGACCAUGUCGACUUAAUGCUUAUUGGUUGAUUGUAAUUUGGGGUUUGCUAUGAGGUUGAUUUGGAUUUCAGGGUUUUUCUCUGACAUUUGUUUGCGUCUAAGCUUUUCUUUUGGAGAAAUUAAAUUAGAUAUCCUUGAAGAAAGCUUAGUUUACUAGGCUACCCUUCAUCCCAAGCUUCAUGUGCAACAAGAUUUAAAAAAAUUCUUUACUUUUCGAUUUUCUUUUCUACAUUUACUAUACAAAAUUUUAAAAUUAUUAUUAUUAUCAUUAUUCUACUGUUUUCAAAUUUUGUUGAAAAUGAAUGUUCAAUGAUCACUUUCACAGGCCUUCAUCCAUGGCUAUUACCUUUAGGUAGGAUUGUUCUUUUACUAAAAAUGUUUCAUAAUAUAUGCUUUAUGCAUGCAAAAAAUAACAUUAACAACAUCGACUGUAAUAAAUUUGCUUAUUUGUAGUUAUAAAAUACUCCUUAAGGUGGAAGUGACCCUUUUUAGCUGUCCAUACAACUGCAUUAUUUACUUAGUAACUCUUAGUAACUAAUUAGUGAUUUUAUUAUUAAUUUGAAAAAAGAGUUACUGCUACUGUAAAAAACUUUGCAAGAGCCUUUUAAACAGAACUGUUUUAAGAAAUUAAAAUGUGUGCAUAGCCCUAUCUGCCAAAUUAUUUUUUACUUUUUUACCGAAGCUUGUGUUUCUCAGAGUUUCGAGUUUCUUAUAAUUUUUGUAUAUGUUACAGUGCAUAGCUUCUUUCCUGGGUUUUGAUGUAAUCUUACAAAAUGAAAUGUAUAAUCCUUGGAAAUUUAUUCUUCUUAAAAUAUUUUUGUUUUCUGAUUUUAUAGAGUCUUCAUCACUAUGGAAGUUCAAUGUUGCUUGAUUAUUUAUAUCAUGCAAGACCUAGAAAAGUCAUGUUUCUCGGUCCAUCUGAUAACGUUCUGGCGCGAACUAUUGCAGCGAUAUCUGGUUUAAAACGCUUUAACGUCAUGCAGAUUUCAUCUGGGACUGAUGACUCAGCUUUAAUCACUGAAAGAAACAUAUAUCCCAACUUCUUCCGAUCAAAUGAAGGUUUCUUCGAUUUCAAUAAUGCAAGAGCUCAAGCUAUUAAAGAGUUUAAGUGGACUGAGGUUGGACUGCUCUACAGCACGGAACCUUUUUAUUGGCAGUUAAAUCAGAUGUUAAAACGAAGACUAAUUCUUCUUGGUGUUAGAAUUAUUGCAGAGGAGCCGUUUAUGACAAGUGCAAAAGGUGCUGUCACUAGCUUAAAGCGGCAGGGCGCCCAUGUUAUCAUUGGUACAUUUCCUGCGUGGUUUUCUUCAGACAUUUUUUGCGAGAUCUAUUGCCAGAAAAUGUUUUCACCAAGGUAUGUGUGGUUGAUGCUGCAUGGAUUUGGAGUGUCUAGCACAAGUAUAUGCACAGCUCAACAAGUUGCUUGUGCUAGACGGGACUCAUUUUUUUUUGGUUUGGAACAUUUGUAUUCGGCUACAACAAUAUCUGGAAAGGUGCUUGCAUCAUUUGAAACUGAUUUUAAAACCUACACUAACAAUGACACAGCGUACUUAUCUUCUGCUGCUAACGUGUAUGAUUCAGUUUAUAUCAUUGCUGAUGCAAUCCGACGUGCUUAUCCUAAAUUAAAGACAUGGAAAAAAAACUUAGAUCAACUGAUGUAUGGUGAUGCUGUGGUGGCUAGUCUUUUGAAAAAUAUGCUGAUGUCAACAAACUUUUUUGGAUUGACAGGUCGAAUUGUGUUUAACUUCAAUGGAAAUCGCCAUUACCCUGUUGAUAUAUUUCAGUACUCCGGCAUUGACUAUAAUCUUGUUGGUCGAUAUGAUAAUUGGUAUAAUUGGCAUUAUUUUACAUUGGCAAAAGUAGCAUGGCUUGGUGGCAAACAUUAUCAACCAAUGACAGUGGAAAAUACUUGGAGAUAUGUGACGUAUGGAUUAUAUAUAGCUAUGUGUGUUUUAGCACUAUUGGGUUUAAUCUUCGCAGUUAUCUUACUGGUGUACUUAAUAGUUAAAAGAAAGACCAGUAUAAUCCGAAACUCUUUUUGGACAUUCAAUAUUAUCAUCAUUGUUGGCGCGAUAUUGUUGUAUAUAUCAGUGUUCACAUUUGGUUUCGACUCUAAUUUGGAAACAUCAGUUGACCUUAGUUUGAUAUGUAUUUUACGAAAAUAUUUAGUUUGUUUGGGCUUAAUACUGCUUGUUGCUCCAUUGCUUGCCAAACUCAUUUUUGCACAUCAUGUGUACAUGAAAAGACAGGUCGUUUUUAAUAAACGAGCCAAAAUAUUUAUGUUUGUCUUUGUUUUGGUUUUGUUCCUAAUAACAUUGCUGAUACUGAUAAUAUGGCAUGUGCUCAAUCCAUUGGAAAAACGUGUGAAAACAAUAAAUAUGCAAGAAGAUUUUGAUUGCAGCGACGAAAAUAUCCCAUUUGAUCCUUUUGUGCAAAAAUGGCACUACUUGGAAAUUUGUGAUUGUGAAAACAACAUUAUAUGGUUGCUGAUCAUCAGUAUAUUUUUCGUUUUGUUACUACUGGCUGCACUUUAUUUUGCUUUGACCACACGCAAGUUAUUUAUUUACCCCAUGAAUGAUACAUGGAAUUGUGGGAUAUGCAUAUACGUUAUUCUUUGUUUUGGAAUCUACUGUUUGCUUGUUGGCUUCCUGGCAGCUGAUUAUCCAGAUCUAUUUUUUGGUUUAAUUGCAGCUGGGAUUAUAACUUGUGUUACUGCAGUACUUAUAAUAUUGUUUUUGCAUAAGGUUUUGAGUAUAUGUGGUUGUGUUGGAAGACCUAAUUGCUGUACUAGAUGUAUUAAUGUAAUAUGUUGUGGACGGUGCAGCUCGAACGACUCUAAAUCUGAAGCAGAAGAUAUUGCAAUGUACAAUAGCUACUUCAAAACGCAAUCCACGGGUACAGCAGUCAACGAUUCAGGUCUCACUCUGAUAUCACCUGUUGCUGAUCUGUCAGAUAUUUCUUUGAGUAGUUUUGAUAACAACAACUCUGACAACAAGAAAAAAAGAUGUUGUGGAGGAAAACAAGGAGGCUGCUGUAAAGGUUGUUGUGGAAAUUUAUGCUUUGGUGCCCCAGAAUCUCGAAAAGUUGGAAAGCCUGGAGAUGAACAAAAGUUUGUGGUCCAUGGAGAUAAACAUGUUCGGUUUCAGUUGGUUCCAAUUGUAAAGAAAAAAUCCCAACCAGUGCAAACAAUGCCAGCUAAACCAGACAUUGUAGUUAGCCAACAUUUAUCCAAGCCUAAAGACGGUGAUUUUGAUAAAGGCGAUGGGCUGGUCAGUAAGAAACGCGAUUGGACAUUUGUGAAACAAGUACUGAAAAACAAUGGCUACUUGCAAGUGGAAAGUCCGACUGCGUAUGGAUAUGGACCAGACAAGAAAGCACCAUUAAAGAUAUUCAACAAAAAACCAGAUUGGUCUCAUGUUGUUUCAACUUUGCAAUCGAAGGGUUUGAUUUCAUCACCACGAAAAAGUAUAGUAUAUCUGAACCCAGAUGCUUUACAGCAAGAACUUAAAGACACCAAAGCUAAUGGUGCUACAGUGGAAGCAGCAAAAACUCUAGCACCAGACACCAAAGGUGGAAGAAGAUCAUCUACCAACAAAGCCAACAAUUCAAUCACACCCACCACUAACAAAUCACCAAGAUUAUCAAUAACAGGCAAGAACAGUAGACGAGGAAGCAAUGUUUCAGGGACUGAAGAGUCAGUUAGAAAAGUUUCCCGUCGUGUGGUAAAUGGCCCUGGAUCUCACAAUACUCCAAAACAGCCAAUGAAUUCCUUUUUAAGACGCAACACUGUUAAUGUGGUGACUACAACCGCUGGAGCGGCACCCCGAAGAAAUACGGCUACCACUAUAACAACGCUAAGAAAUUCCGGAUCAGUAUUUUAAAUUGAUCUCUAAAGGGAUGAAACUUUUAUGGUACAUUUUGGCCAUAGCUUAUAAAUAAUAACAACUCAAUUUCUUUUUAAUGUUUUUCUCUUUGUUUACACAUUGUAGUAAGUCAUGCAUAUUAUCAAUACUUCAAGUUAUGUACUGCUUAUGCAUGUACUAAAAAGGUUUCCCAACUUGUGAAAGUAUUGGUAUUUUUGUAUGAUGGGAGUUUUAUGUGGAAUAGAAUUGCUGUUUCUCUUAUCAGGAUCCUCUAUUACGUAUAUAUUUUAUUUUGUAAGUCUUCAGCCAUAAAUGAGUAUCAAUAAUCAAUAAGACACUUUGUUAAAAAACAAUUUAUUUUCACGAAGUUUUUCGUAAUCUAAGUUACAUUAUCAAGUAUAUAUUUUAAAUAUAUAACAAUGAGUUGUUUUUAACUGACAUAUCUGUAUGCUAUUUUUUGCAUCCUCAACAAAAACAAAGAGAAGUUUUGUGUGGUGUUAAGAUGUAUAAAAUUUUCAUUUUUUUUUACAUAAUUAAAUCUAUAUUAAAUGCUACCAAAUCUUUUGUUCAGUUUAUCCGGGCUUUAAAUUCACCAAACUUAGUUACCUUGUUACUGUAAUGCUUCGAAUAAACGCCCGGGACGUUUAUUAAUUUUUUUGACAUUAUUUGCGGGCGUCUAUUCGAGGGGGGCGGUUAAAAAAGGGGUCGUUUAUUAAUUUCUUUACACUUCGUCUCGUUUGCAAUUUUUAAGGAUACCUAUAAUAUAUAUAUUCACAACAGAAAAAAAAAGAUAUUCACAUGUUUUAGUGAAUAAACUUCAAAUCAAAAAACUAAAUUUCCAACCUUAAAUCUAAGAUUUAGGAAGAAAGAAAGUAAGUAUACUUUUACUAUCUCUUUGAAUAAACGCCCCUUUGACGGAAGGGCGUCUAUUCGAGGGGGCGUCUAUUAGAGGGGGGCGUUUAUUUAAAAAAUGACUGAAAAGGAGGAACGUUUAUCUGAAAGGGGGGAGCGUUUAAUAGAAGGGGGCUUUUUAUUCGAAGCAUUACGGUAGCUGUACAACAUGUUUUAAAUGAGUUAGUUUUACUUGUUUAUAAAAUUCAUUUUUAAUAAAAAUAUGAUUUAUCAAUUGGCUUCUGACGUAUAACAUCAUAUCUGACGAUAUUAAUGAUAAAUAUAUUUCAGCUUUUUCUAAUUAACGUCUGCAAUCAAAAAUUGCUGUGGCAUAUGACAUUGUGUAUUAUGGCGGCAAUUUUUAGCUAAUGUAAUUAAUAUGAAUUGGAGCGGCUGUAUUGAAUUCCCAUGCAUGGUUCAGGAUUAAUAAAAUUUCACUGUUUUACAAAAAUUUUUACCAUUUGUUGGGUGUUAAUAUCAUCUGUGUUUUGGUAUAGCUAGACGAACUCUAUGUAGUGUAGAUAAAGAUACGCAGUAAACAUGAGCAAUGAUCUUUUACUUGUAAGUAUGCUUGGAAAGAAAUGUAUAUAUAUUUAACAAUUUAUUUAUGCUUGAAUUUGUAUUUUUUUGAUAUAUUUUGUAUAUAAAUAAAAACUGCAUG